AGAAGACAGAAGGCAAAUGGCGCCGAGUCUGAAGAGAGUGAGCUUUGACAGGAUGAAGAGAAGCGUAGUUGAUCAUUCGCCAUGGAUGCCUGUAUUCCCUGCCGCCGGCCUUUUUUGCAUUACUUCGACGUCAACCUACCUUCCUCCAACUUAUUCUAUUCCAUAAAAUAGAUUAGAUCUCCGUUUCUCACGCCCACGCGCAAAAAGAAGGUCCAAAGUGCUCAUGGAGGUCUCGGGCCGCGUCUCGUCUGCCAGGGACUCGUCGCUGCUGUUGCCGAGGUCGCCUGCGAGGAGUAGGGAGGAAGGCGGGGGAGGAGGAGGGGCAGGCAUGGAGGCGCUUCGGCGGCUGGUGAGGCGAGUGAAGCCCUUCGAGCAUGUCGGCCUUCUAGGGUUCGUCGUCUUCACCGCCGCUCUGUUCCUGUCGCUGCUCUGCUCCGCCCACUCGGACUACAGCUGGGUGUGGCUCGGUGGCGGAGGGUAUCGGGGGCUGUGGGUCUCUUCGACGAAGGGCUGCGGUGUGGAGAGAGGGACGAGCGACGGCAGCGGCGGCGGAGAAUGCGAUUGGUCCGAGGGAGAGUGGGUGUGGGACGAGGGUUUCCGCUGCUCAGAGAACGGGCGGUCCGAUCGAUUGUACACCAAGUGGCGGUGGCAGCCCGCUGGCUGCGAUCUCCCCAGAUUUAACACAAAGAAGAUGCUGAAGAAACUAAGGAACAGAAGGUUGGUGUUUGUUGAUGAUUCGAUAGGGAGGAACCAAUGGGAGUCCCUCCUCUGCAUGCUUUCCAUGGGGGUUUCUAACAAGAGCUCGAUCUAUGAAGUCAAUGAUAGCCCAAUUACAAAACAUAUGGGCUUCUUGGUUUUCAAAUUUGAAGAAUACAAUUGCACUGUGGAGUAUUACAGGUCACCAUUUCUGGUUCUCCAGAGCCAUCCCUCACCAGGGUUACCGGAGCAAAUUAAGGCUACACUUUGACUGGAUGUCCUAGAUUGGAUAUCCAGCAGGUGGAAAGAUGCUGUUGGAACCAUUUAGAAACAUGCCCUUGGCAAAUUCAACUGAGAAUCAGGCACUAGAGUUGGCUGAAUGUAACUGAGAUGACAGCUCAAAGGAGAGAUGGCCAUUUAUCAGUAUUCUACCUUGGUUCCUCAGGACCUGCCCCUCUCCCCAAGCAGGAUUGCAGCCACUGGUGCUUACCUGGGGUUCCAGAUACAUG
This is a messenger RNA of Musa acuminata AAA Group (dessert banana), 1205 nucleotides long. RefSeq names its product protein trichome birefringence-like 10. The transcript has 2 exons. Gene Ontology annotation, molecular function: O-acetyltransferase activity. Gene Ontology annotation, cellular component: Golgi apparatus. The record is from RefSeq and is a predicted model, not a curated record. Lineage: Eukaryota; Viridiplantae; Streptophyta; Magnoliopsida; Zingiberales; Musaceae. Bases 224 to 967 code for a protein of 247 amino acids.